AUGUCGAAGCCAAUAAUAAAUCCACAGCCGAAACAAUCAACAGACUAUCGAUCUGCUCCCAACGACAAUAAGCCAGUAGUUGUCGGCCUAUACGGAGUUCCCGGCUCUGGUAAAACAUUUCUGCUGGACCAGCUAAAGGAGGAACUCGGAACAGAGCAUUUUGCGUUCUACGAAGGCUCCAAGGUAAUUGCCACUCUAGUUCCUGGCGAUCUUAACGGGUUCCAGAAGCUAGGAGAACUGGAGAAGGAGAAAUGGCGCAAGCUUGCUAUCGACACGAUCAGAAAAGAGUGCGGAGAGAGCGGUCGAGUUGCAGUUGUCGCCGGACAUUUCAUGUUCUGGUCCGAGGAAGAAGAAGCUGGACGGCCAGUGUAUACUCAAAAUGACCUUGACACCUUCACACAUAUUCUCUACUUGGAUGUUCUCCCUGAGGUCGUCGUGCAACGUCUUUUACAUGACACAGAAAGAGUUCGUCCCUCCACAUCCAUCACCCAUUUGUGCAAGUGGCAGCAGGCCGAAAAGACUCAGCUGCGCCAUCUCUGCCGCAAACAUAAGAUUUUGUUCUCGCUUGUAUCUCCACAUCCGACGAUGCUGAAUAAAGUUUUGACCUUGCUACACGAUUUUCGGCAUCACACUGAGAAAUACAACCUGUGCCAGGCCGAAGGCAGGCUUAAAGAGAUUAUUGCCGCUGGUGAGGGCCGGCUGAAGACUAUGCUGGUCAUGGAUGCCGACAGGACAUUAGCUCCGCAGGAUACUGGGACGUUAUUUUGGCAGAGAGUUCGCAGCUUGUCAAAGGAUGAUACUGAUCCGCUGAAGACGCUAUUCAGCAGUCCAUUACUAUACACGUACACUGCCUUUCGCCAGGCCGUAUUGUUAUAUGAAGAGACGGUCGACGAUGAAAAGUUCGAUUCUCUCUGCCAAGAUGUGGCGGCCUCUGUAACGAUGUAUCCCGAGUUUGUGUCCCUUUUGCAGCGGGUGGCAGGGCAGGAACACGUUGGCGCGGUAGUUGUUACCUGCGGGCUGCGUCGUGUCUGGGAGAAGGUGUUAGAGAGAGAAGGUCUCUCGAAGGAAGUGAAAGUUAUUGGUGGGGGCCGUAUUACCGACGGCUUUGUCGUCACAGCUGCAGUAAAAGCCGCCUUGGUCGGUCGUUUGCAAAAUGCCAACCAGAUAUAUGUCUGGGCGUUCGGAGACAGUCCGCUGGACUUGGAAAUGUUAAGCAAGGCAGAUCAAGCUAUCGUUGUCGUUGGCCAGGAGCAGACUAGAAGCAAGACCAUGGACUUGGACUUGUUUAAUCUUAUCCAUGAUGGCGGUCUUCGAGCAUGUCAGGUUGUGUUACCUAGUUGUACGUCGCCACGGUUGGACACCAAGAUGCUUCCCCUAAUUCAGCUCACGUCGGGCGAGUUUUUUAACUCGAUCCUCCAUUGCCGCCGUCAAGAUGCUGACAUUCAAGUCCUCCAUGCAACACACAGGAAUGCCGCCAAGUUGCUCAUGACGCCAAUGCGCGAUGCAACAAAUGCUGGCCCGCAGCUAAGGGAAGCCCAUCGCCGUGCAGGAUGGUAUUUAGCGACCGAAUUCUUAGCCAACGUGGUCGACAUUGAAGAAUACCCGAUUCCCCACGUCCAAGGCAAUCAGACAAGCGGCUAUCGCCUUUGCAAUGAGCAGCAGACAUUGAUCGUAGCACUGAUGCGUGGCGGAGAACCUAUGGCCCUUGGCGUCAGCGAUGCUUUUCCACUCGCUGUAUUCAUCCAUGCCAACCAUCCCGACGACAUUAUGCUCCAUCACCUACAGGGACAGUGCAACGUAGUACUGGUGGAUUCGGUUGUGAACAGCGGCAAGACGGUAAUACAAUUCGUGCAGCACGUCCGCAAUCUACAUGCCACUAUUCGCAUCGUAGUAGUUGCCGGCAUCAUCCAGGCUCAGUCGGUUUCCGGGGGCAGUCUCACCCAGGCACUCGGUCAGGUAGGGCUUAGUGUUAUUGCUCUUCGUCUCUCCGAGAACAAGUUCACUGGUAGAGGCGCCACUGACACUGGCAACCGUCUGUUCAACACGACGCAUCUGCCCUAG
Glarea lozoyensis ATCC 20868 is the source of this 2061-nucleotide messenger RNA. Its product is annotated as PRTase-like protein. Gene Ontology annotation, molecular function: magnesium ion binding. The coding region runs from base 1 to 2061 and encodes 686 amino acids. The transcript has a single exon. Lineage: Eukaryota; Fungi; Ascomycota; Leotiomycetes; Helotiales; Helotiaceae. Gene Ontology annotation, cellular component: cytoplasm. Gene Ontology annotation, biological process: dephosphorylation; L-serine biosynthetic process. The record is from RefSeq and is a predicted model, not a curated record.